Messenger RNA from Ilex paraguariensis (yerba mate), 585 nucleotides. Lineage: Eukaryota; Viridiplantae; Streptophyta; Magnoliopsida; Aquifoliales; Aquifoliaceae. The record is from the annotation of a GenBank genome assembly.
AUGGAAUUCUUAGAGAAGAUUAAAGAACUGGAUGCGAUUCAUCGGUUCCCAUUUGAGUUCCAGGACCUAGAGGUUCCUACCAUUGAAGAUGCAUUGAAGUUGAUAUCAAGUUCCGUUCGGCAGGUAAUUAUUGAUGUGAAAGUUGGGCCCCCAUUGUAUGAAAAAGGGCUCGCAAAGGAUAUUAUUUCUGCUGAAGGUAAAUGGUUUAAUAAGGGUCGUGAUAGUGGUUGGGUUGUUAGUCCCUUUUCUGAUGACAAGGAUAAGGGGGGUCGCCAUGGAGGACUAACUAUCUCCCAUGCUCAUCUUACUUCUGCCGACUCUUCAGCGCCUUUUUUAGCUUCCACUUUAGAGACUCCGAGUCUUUCUAAGGAGGAGAUUGAGGCCCUCUAUUGCCUCAAUACUGUCACUGUUGCCUCCAUAUUUGCUCACUUAGGUAUACAUGCCAAGGUCUACAGUGCUUUUUCCUUAUCUGGUAAUGAUUCUUCGGGUCCACGUAAUGAUUCUUUGGAUCCAGGUAAUGCUUGCCAUCCUUAUAUAGUUCAUUCUAUUCCACCUGUUUUGGAUGACACUGAUCUUCUCAUUGCA